This is a messenger RNA of Hydra vulgaris (swiftwater hydra), 384 nucleotides long. The record is from RefSeq and is a predicted model, not a curated record. Lineage: Eukaryota; Metazoa; Cnidaria; Hydrozoa; Anthoathecata; Hydridae.
AUGGAAGAUGCAGGGAAAAUUAAUUGUUUAGCAGUUGAUGGAAGUGAUUCUAGUAAACAUGCUUUUGUUUGGUACAUUGAGAACAUGCAUAGAAAAGACGAUACUUUAGUAAUUAUUCACGUUUACAAUGUUCCUAGGGUUGUGCCAAUAGGCGUAAUGGGCGCUUAUGUUCCUGUUGAAGCUUACAAAAAGAUGGUGGACAAAAACGAUUGUCAUGGAACAGGUUACGAAAUAUGCAAUUCAGUCAAAAAAUGUAUGGGUAACAUUGUAAUUUUAGGCCAAAGAGGUAUUGGAAAAUUCAGUCGUUUUUUACUUGGUAGCACAAGUGAUUACGUCUUACAUCAUUCACUUAUUCCAGUAGUUGUUAUACCCCAAACGAAUUAA